Cadophora gregata is the source of this 180-nucleotide messenger RNA. RefSeq lists its product as uncharacterized. Gene Ontology annotation, biological process: outer mitochondrial membrane organization. The record is from RefSeq and is a predicted model, not a curated record. The transcript is spliced from 2 exons. The coding region runs from base 1 to 180 and encodes 59 amino acids. NCBI's taxonomy places the organism in Eukaryota, Fungi, Ascomycota, Leotiomycetes, Helotiales, Ploettnerulaceae.
AUGAGUCUAAUCGCAUCUUCAAAGGCAAAUCUUCCAAACCUCCGCCGGCUCUUCGUCGAAGCUCGUACAGAUGCCGAGGAGAGCGCUUAUUCGAGAAAUGCCUUUUACAAUAUCGUAUUGUUCAUGUCUUCGGUGGCAGCAUUCAGUCUCGUCGCUCAGCGAAUGAGCAAAACGACUUGA